Messenger RNA from Myiozetetes cayanensis, 742 nucleotides. RefSeq names its product zinc finger translocation associated (gene ZFTA). The coding region runs from base 1 to 414 and encodes 137 amino acids. Lineage: Eukaryota; Metazoa; Chordata; Aves; Passeriformes; Tyrannidae. Gene Ontology annotation, biological process: negative regulation of DNA-templated transcription. The record is from RefSeq and is a predicted model, not a curated record. The transcript has 4 exons.
AUGGAGGGGGGGUCCCCCUGCAGCCCCUCGGACCCGCGGGAGUGGCGAGCGUCGCGGCCGGGCCGGAGCCGCGUGCCGGGCCGGGACCACCGGCGUUAUUACCACGAGCGCUGGCGCUCCGAGUACCUGAUGGAGUUCCGGGGGGCGCGGCGCGGGAUGCGCUGCCUCGUGUGCGGCAGCGCCCUGGCCACGCUCAAGCUCAGCACCAUCAAGCGCCACAUCCGCCAGAGGCACCCCUACUCGGGCCGCUGGGGGCCCCGCCAGAGGCAGCUGGUGCUGCGCUCCUGGGACCCCCGCCCUGAGCCGCCCCCCGGCCCCGAGGGAACCCCCGGAGCCGCCCGGGGGGCAGUGCCACCCCUGGGACAAACUGCCAGCCUGGGGACAGAGAAGACACCACGGGGACAGCCCCGGUGAGAGGGGACACUGCAGGGACAAACUGGCACCACGGGGGCACAGCGGGGACAAAGUGCCACCUCCAGGACAGCGGGGACACGGCAGGGACACUCCUGCACUGCCACCCCCCCACCCCACUGAGGAGGAGGAGGAAGAGGAAGACCCCAAGGGGGGGGUCGAGGGCACAGGACCCUUCCCCCCCUGCACCACCUGAGCCCCCAGGAUGGGGACACCCCACAGGGGGGUGGGGACAGCAGUGACACCCCCACCCCACCCCAGAGGUGGCACCUCCCUCACUGGUGUCACUGUGUGUGUCCCCCCCACCAGUGUCACCCUAUUUAUAUCUCUG